GGCCUGGGAAAGAGGGGGUAUAGGCCUAUCGGCCGCUCCGCGCUCCGCGCUCUGCUCAUCUUUCCUCUCCUCUCCCAGAAACAUUGUGAUGCAAUUUAAUUUUGUUGUUUUCAGGCCUAAAAGUGAAAGUUUCCACUGAUAACAGAGGCGAAGUGAAACUCCGCCCAGUCCCCGACCACUGGAGGUCCAUAGCCGGAGUUAAUCGAUUGGGUCACCACCAAAAGCAGCAGCAGCAUCAACAGAACUUGACCCAUUCCAAAGGGCGCAUUCCGCACAUGGGGCGCAGGGUCAAAGCCGCGCCAGAAAGACCGGAACCAAAAGACACUGAUAGCGCCAGCCGAUGAGCGGGCAUUGCGGAUUGGGCGCGGAGGUCUAACCUCAAAGCACGACGAGCACGCAUCAUCGGCGCACACAGAGAUUGCCGUUUUCCAUUCCCAUUCCCAGCGGAACGGACUCCCAGGAUUCACCAAGGAGUUUUCCACGCCGCAGAAUGCAACGCCUCAUGCCGGCCUCCUGGACCAGUGGCGGCAGCCUGCUGCCCUUCCGCGUUUCCACCACCACAAAGGUCGUCCUCUUCUCGCUGACCGCCGGCGUAGCCCUGAUGAGCGUCCUAUCCCGCUUCCUGCGGCGCCGGAAGCCACCGCGUCCGCCUCGAAGGGCCAGGAAGUACACGGGCCGGAGGAACCGCAACAGCAUGCGCAGCCCCAACGACCUCAUCUCGAUAGCCGGGUCCAAGGCCUCGGCGAGAUCGGGCAGUCCGGUGGGCUCCACGCUGGCCUACUCGGACCGCCUGUCCAUGGCCUCCGGUUCGAUUGGCGUCGGCGUCUUGGGCGUACAAAAUGCCGCGCCUGGCGGUGGCGGCGGCGGCGGCGGCGCCGGCUCGGUGGUCACCCAACUGACGGCCCAACAGCUGGGCAUGAUGGGCAUGGAGGCGCUGGACACGGUGAUCAAUUUCUGGGAGGAUGCCUUGGCGGCACACUACUCGCCCGGCGGCCUGCCCGCCCUGAUGACCACGGCGGAGGACUCGGAGUUCUGCCGCGAGAUCCAGAACCUGCUGGAGAUGGCCUACACACUGCAGGAGCAGAGUGAACUACUCUUCCUGGACCAGCGCUCGGUGCUGUUCCGCGAGGAGCACUCCAUUGACGAGGCCGACGAGGAAGUGGACGACGAUCGGCGGUCCCGCAAGUCCGGCAGUGUCCUGAGCCGAGCUGGUUCCGAUCCCAACUUUGAUUCGGCGGAAAGCUUUGCCUCCGCUUUGGACCAGGUGGCGGAUCUGCGGGAGUUCGACGGGUUCAUCGAGACCUCGUAUGAGGAGUAUCCGCUCUUCCAGACUGCGCUCAAGCAUCACGAUGAGUACACGGUGCCGUGCCGCACUAUUCGGGCGGAGCUGAUGCACUGCAGCACCGACACCGAAUAUCUGGCCAAGCUGCACUGUGUUCGGCUGGCCUUUCAGUUCCUGUUCAAGGAUCCGGCUGUGGGCCAGUGGAUCUGCGAUGCCGGCCGUCAGAUCCUAACCGAUCUGCUUUGCCUGGGCGACAAGGACACCAAGGAGUUCCUCGUCGGCUACGAGGACAUGGUCAACUAUCUGCACGACAGCAGCAACUGGCCGUGCAUCCAAAUGGAGCUGGAGCAGCGCAAUGUCAAGGCGAUGACCUUCUACGACAUCUGCCUGGACUUUAUCAUCCUGGAUUCGUUCAAGGACCUAGAUGCGCCGCCGGCCAGCGUCACGGCAGUGGUGCAAAACCGCUGGCUGUCCAACGGAUUCAAGGAGACGGCUCUCACCACGGCCGUCUGGUCGGUGCUGAAGGCGAAGAAGCGCAUGCUGAAGUUUCCCAACGGAUUCAUGUCGCACUUCUACGUGAUAUCCGAGCAGAUAUCGCCGCUGAUGGCAUGGGGCUUCUUCGGACCCAACGAGAACCUGCGCGACAUCUGCCACUACUUCAGGGAGCAGCUGCUCGCCUUCCUGGGCGACAUCUUCAGCUUCCAGAAGAGCCGCUUCACCACCAUCGAGGAGUUCUCGCAGGAUGUCCUGCAGCACAUGCAGACGCGUGUCAACAACAUUGGCGUCAAAUUUAGCCAGUAGUGUUGGCAUUCACUUCAGCCUUUCAACCAUACUUCUUGGACUCCCUUUUACUUUUUACAAACCCGAUUGGUUCGGUAGUUUCCCUAAGAAAAGCUCCACACAAGUUGACUAAUUUUAAAGCCUCAUGCAUUCAGCCACAUGACACCAACCAAAUCCACGCACCGUCAUUGUAUGAUUAAGCUGCAUUUAAGUCGCCAAAAAAAAAAAAACAUUUGUAAAAUAAAACUGUUUACCGCCCGUUCCGAGCAAAAAUCCAGCUGCGAUGCCUCCGAUUGCGUGGAAGAAGUCGGCCUUGGUAACCGACACGUCGCAUACCCUUUAUUAUAUGAGUUCAGUGAUAUAUACCACAUACGCUGACAUUACCACGCACAAGAGAAAGUACUUAAGUCAAGAAUUAAACAUGGAUCAGUUAUAUUAUCGUCACUAAACCCCUAAAAGCAAUUUACUAUUUUGUUAUAAUUUUGCGAAACUAUGUAAAACCAUUAUCACAAUAACAAUUUGUGGAAGUUGAUAACAUACAUAGCUUUAUAUUAAUCUUUAUGAUCAAUUUAUUACUUUUAUUAAAAAACGAACAAUUUAAAUAAUUUAAGAGAUUGAGUAAGCACUACAUGAUAUAAAAAUCGGAUAUACUGUGAACGUAGAAAUCCAAACAUUGUUGAAUUAUUUGAAAUACGUUUUUUUUUUACCAAACUAACGACCAAUCGUUCCUUUGGAUGAUGAUCCCAAAUUUCAAAUAAUAUCCCCCAUAUAAGAUUGUUUUUUGUAAACUAAUUCUGAAUUAUGUGAAAUAUAGUGAUCAGAUUAU
Molecule: messenger RNA, 2888 nt
Organism: Drosophila gunungcola (fruit fly)
Lineage: Eukaryota; Metazoa; Arthropoda; Insecta; Diptera; Drosophilidae
Gene: Miga
Product: mitoguardin
Exons: 3
Coding region: 491-2083 (530 amino acids)
Biological process (GO): mitochondrial fusion
Source: RefSeq, a predicted model, not a curated record